AAAUAAUUUACUGUCUAUCUGUUUUUCUAACAAACUAAAAAUGAAAAAUAAGAAAAUUUGAUCGUUUAUGAAAAAAUUUAGUAUGGUUUCUACAACAACAAAAACAAUGAAAAUGGUUUUAUGAUGGAGAUCCGACAACAAAUUUUAAGGAUUUUAAGUAUAAUGGAGGUGCCAACGACAAAAUACUUUCUAAGAAACUGCCUAAUUUUAAGCAUUUUAAGCACAAUUGUGAUAGCCCAAGUAGCCCAAAGAUUAUCAUCUCCAAAUCCUUGUAUGUCGAAUGGAAAAUGUCAUGAAUGCAUUCAGACGCCAGGAUGCGCAUGGUGUUACGAUCCGAAUUUCGGUGACGGCCCUCGCUGCUUCCAACCAUCCCUCGAAUAUCAGCAACAAAAAAAAUGUCCCGAAGAAUUCGUCAACAACCCCGACAACAUACUAAGCGUCCUCAAAAACUUGGAAUUGACGAAAGCCCGUAAAGGAGCAAUCGGGGGCGGCGGUACCCUAGUGAGCGGGUUCGAAGGCAGCUACAAUGCGUCAGAAAGUUGGUCCGCCGGCGGAUCGGAAACAGUAUUCGGAGGAGGUGGCGGUGCGGGUGCUGGUGCUGGACAAAUCGUGCAACUUCAACCGCAAAGACUGAAAUUACAGUUAAGAGCAAGACAAUCGUACAGCAUAUAUAUGAAAUACACCCAAGCCGAAGACUAUCCUGUAGAUCUGUACUACCUUAUGGAUCUCAGUAAAUCUAUGUACGACGACAAAGAAAAAUUAUCAUAUUUGGGAGACAAGCUGGCUACUACCAUGAAAAAAUUAACCUCAAAUUUCAGGCUCGGUUUUGGCAGUUUUGUUGACAAAGUCGUUAUGCCUUACGUCAGUACCCUGCCAGAGAAUUUAAGACACCCCUGCGAAGGUUGUGCAGCCCCUUACGGCUACAAGCACGCUAUGAGGCUAUCGACGAAUACACAACAAUUUUCACAAAUGGUAAAACAAGCCAACGUUUCUGGUAAUUUGGACGCACCUGAAGGUGGCUUCGACGCUAUAAUGCAAGCUAUAGUAUGCCGUCAUCAGAUCGGUUGGAGAGAGCAAGCUAGAAGGCUGUUGGUAUUUUCGACUGAUGCCAGUUUCCAUUAUGCUGGAGAUGGAAAGCUCGGAGGUAUAGUGAAACCCAACGACGGUAUAUGUCACUUGUCAGAGGACGGUUUCUACACAGAAUCUUCAUAUCAAGACUAUCCGUCUAUCGAGCAAAUCAAUUUGAACGUUAAGAAAAACUCGAUUAACGUUAUUUUUGCCGUAACGAAAUCGACAAUCGAAAUAUACGAACAGCUAGCCAAAACCAUAGAGGGCGCUUCGGUCGGUAAACUAGAAGGAGACAGUUCGAAUAUCGUAACUUUGAUCAAAGAACAAUACGAACAAAUUUCUUCAACUGUCCAUAUGAAACAUAACGCUUCUAGCGCCGUUAGCAUAAAAUUUUUCACUAGAUGUUUGAAUGAUUCUGGAGCUUUGGUUAAUACUGAUAAGUGCGGUAAUAUUAAGGUCGGGGAUGUCGUUACUUUCAAAAUCGAUCUGGAGGUAUUAAAGUGUCCCAAAAACCGCGCAGAUCAUUUCCAGACGAUCCAUAUUCAUCCUAUUGGUAUCAACGAAACUUUGAUUAUAGAUUUGGAAAUGCUGUGUGAAUGUGACUGUGAAAAACCUGGUGAUAAGUACUAUAAGGAAUACGCAGCGGCCUGUUCGAACAUGGGUAUUUACAAAUGCGGCAUCUGCGAGUGUUACCCUGGUGCCUACGGUCCACAUUGUGAAUGCCUACCUGACGAUUUAACUGCAAAUGCGACCACAACCGAUUGCAUUCAACGAAAUUUGCCCAAUGCAGUGGAAUGCUCCGGCAGAGGACAGUGCGUGUGCAAAAAGUGUAUUUGCGAAACUCGAGCCAGCGAAAAUGAGAGAAUAUACGGACGAUUCUGCGAAUGCGACAACUUCUCGUGCGACCGACACGACGGCAAAUUGUGCAGCGGUCCGGAUCACGGUACAUGCGACUGCGGAACGUGUCAUUGCAAGGAAGAAUGGGAAGGACCGAAUUGUGGUUGCAUCAAAUCGAAAGCCACCUGUUAUGCUCCCGGUGUCGUGGACGGCAAGAUUUGUUCGGGCCACGGUACCUGCCAAUGCGGCGUCUGCAAAUGCGAAACCACGCCCGAUGGACCUUAUUCCGGAAAGUUUUGCGAAAGGUGUCCGACUUGCUCAGACAGAUGUAUUGAAUUCAGAGAUUGCGUUCAGUGCCAACAAUACCAUACUGGACCUCUUAAGAACCCAGAAGACUGCGCUAAAAAUUGUACCGCUUUUACACCAUCUUCUGCCGACGAAAUCACAGUAAAUGAAGCAAAUAACGAAAUCCUUUGUGCGUACUAUGACGAAGACGAAUGCAGAUUUACCUACGUCUACUUUUUUGACAAUGAAAAUAAAAUUCAAGUGAGAGCCCAAAAGGAAAGAGAGUGUCCCGAAAAAGUUUACGUACCUGGAAUAGUAUUGGGUGUAAUAGCAGCCAUUGUUCUUAUUGGUAUGGCGGUACUGCUGUUAUGGAAAUUGUUAACGACCAUACACGAUCGACGAGAAUUUGCCAGAUUUGAAAAGGAGAAGAUGAUGGCGAAAUGGGACACAGGAGAAAAUCCUAUCUACAAGCAGGCUACGUCAACGUUUAAAAAUCCCACAUACGCCGGCAAAGGCUAAAUAUCAAACCCUUUUUUUAGAUUUUUUCAAUUAAACUGCCAGUUACACGAAAACAUCCAGUGGAUUGAUACUGUCCUAAAAAAAGGCGAAAUUUUCUAAUUCUUCUAACCACAGUACGAAAAUAACUUUUCUUAAAUAACAACUAUAACUAUAAAAGAAACAGAAAUUAAUGGUAUCAAUCUGAGUAAUUUCGGAUAUUUUAGAUGAUUUUUUGAAACUGUUACGUUUAGACCGGUUUCAGUUCUUAAAAAAAUAAUAUUUCUAUUGAUGCAGCUAAUUGUAGUGAUGGCUUCUAAUAAUUGUCAGCUAUCGCUGGGACCUCUCCGAUCUAUGUCAUCUUUGAACUCUUUGUGUUAAUAUUUUUGACUGUCAAAUGUAAUUUGUCAUUUGAGUGCCAACAAUUAAUAUUAGCGAUUUUAUGAACAUGUAAUAGUGGAGAGUGCCGAAAUCAAUAAAUAGUUUGAAAUGGAACAAGUCUAAAAGUAGCAGCUCACAUUUGUCUAAUUCUCGAAUGCACUCUUAUCUAAUUUAUCCACUCGUCUAUCCUAUAGGUGUCCAGUGCCAUAUUUAUUGUGAAGAUAGCUAACUUAUUUAGUUACUUUGCUAUUUAAAUGUAUAGUAGGCUCUUCUAUUUUCUAAACUUAAAUUUUAAGGUUAAAUGUCGAAAUUUCGUAUUUUGUUGACGAAUCCUUGAUAUGUUUGAAAUAAUCUGAAAUAACGCUUAUUAUUUAAUGUUAAAAAACAGAGGAGUCAUAAUAAUUGAUCCAUCUAAUUGUCUUGCUUGCAAUAUACUGGGUGUUCCACAUUUACAGAAUUAUUUACGAAAAAAUGAUCAACUAAGCGUCGACAUUUUGAAAACAAAUAAUUUUAUUUUAUAUUGCACUUUGUUUUAUCAUCAUUACCCAUUGACUUUGUGAUAUACUCCAUAAACAUAAUGUUUGGUUCGUAGUCCAUUAAGACCAAAUUGAAAUGCUUAUAUAAGAUGUUCUUGAUUCAUUUGAUUUUGAUGUUUUCAAUAUCUAUAAAAAUAUUGAACAUAAGCAGUCCUUCGAUACUACCAUGUGGAGCGCCUGAAGAAACUACAUAUUCAAAUUAGGUUUUUUGGUUGGUAAAUUGAUGUAAUCAACAUUAUUAAUGUGCCAAAACAGGUAAGAGAUGUUGGAAUUGAAAUAAAAAUCUAAUAGAGAGGUGACUAUUUAUUUGAUUUUUCCCAUUUAAAAUUCCAUUAAGUGUAUGGAAGACAUUUGGCAAUAUUACAAGUUAAUUUUACUACUGGUUAAGAGUACCUAUUUUAUUUUAUUUCAAUCUAUAAUAGUUAACGACCAGUGUUUAACCAGUAAGCAAACUAAGCCAGUAAUUUGAUGUAUUAGGUUUUAAUUUGUAUAACUAUUUUAUUAGACCAAAUGAAUAUGGAACACCCGGUAUAUAUAUACAUGCUAUUUUAAAGUGUGCCACAAUAGAGAAAAAGUGAUAAUAGCUAGGCCAUAGUAAACACUUUCGCUACCACAUCUAUUCGUCUUAUUUUUCAUCAGGUACUUUAUGGAAUAGACAGGACAGAAGACCAAAAGAUUAUAUUAAAAAUACGAUUGAAUAUAGCACAUUUGAAUCUUGAAAAACAGGAUGUCGAUAAAAAUGGAGACGUUUAAACGCAAAUCUUGUGAUAUUAGAACGAAUGUAUAUUGUGCUUGUGUUUCGAAAAUGCAUUAACCUGGCAGCGAAAGUGUUAAAUGUUUGAUAGUGUACCUACUUGUUUUUGAAUUAGUUCAAAAAUAAUUUAUAUUUUAAUCUAUCCUAUUGUGGCAAUAUAAUUUUUGUCAAGAAUAUUUGUUUUUUGGAGAAGAAAAUCGAGGUAUAUUCUAUUGAUAUUUGUUGAUAUACUUUUAACGAGUGUUUUCAAUUAUCAGAUGGAAAGUUAUCUCUAUUAUUUAACAAUCAUUGUACAUCUGCAUAUUAAAUUUUGUAUAUUUAAUGCGCUUAUUAUGAAUGGACAUAUCUUUCUGUCAGUUAAAACCUUUAAUUUCAAAUUACUGACAUUUGAAAGCCGUGAAAUAAGUAUCAUAAUGAAGUAAUUGAUCAAUUACAUUUAAUUUUCUCCAAAAACAAAAUAUCUACGAAUUUGUCUCGAAAAUAUCGAAAGGCAAUAUUUUAAAUUUGUUUUUAUAGAUCUUUUAAAAGAAUUAUCUAAUAGAUAUUCUCUAAAAUUUUCAACUUUUGGAAUCUCGAAAUUUUAUAGUACUUAGGUAUAGUGAGAUUUUUUGCUUUUUUAAUUUGAAACUAAGCAAAAAUCGUGCCUAUAUUUUCGAAUAAAGUGUCUUAACCACGACUAAUUAUACACCUAGUCAUCCAUUUUUCAUAAUAAUACUUUUUUAAAACGUCAAUUGCCAAAUAUUAAACAAUUUUCCACACCAUUUGUUAUUGGUGUACGUAGUUCAAAUGGCUAUGAUUUUAAACAACCAAUUUAUUAUAAAAUAAGAUAUAGGUAAAUACAAAAUCUACACCACAAAUUUAUAAAUUAGUGGUACGGAUUUUGUCUUUGUCUAUACAUCAUUCGAAAAUGACCACAUUUCAGGAGUUGAUAAAAAGUAUCAGGUGGUUUAUUUAAAAUAUUCAUAUUAAAUUAUUAACUACUGCUUCUUGGUUAUUUUUAUGUGUUUUUAUAUAAUUAUUAAUGUUUCUCGUAGAUGGUUUAUUUAUACAAAUAUUGAGAACUUUUAAUAAACUUAUCAAUGUUGUAUAAUUCUUCUUUAUGGGUUUCCCGGAAAGCUCAACAACACACAAUAUUGUGCUAUAAUUUAAACGAGGAACUUUAUACCUUAAACUCAUAUCAUCUACUUUUUAAAUUUCAUCAUCAAAAUUAAAUAAAGCAUUAUUUUAAGGAAAGUACCGUGUAUAUUAGGGUGUCCCUUAUAUGGAUGAAUUUUUUUUAUCGGAAAUCGAAUUGCAUAUAGAUCAGGGUCGAUAAUUUUUGAAACAAAAAAAAAAUAAUAGGAUGAAACCCGUUAAAAAAGGAAGAGAAUAUGACAAAAAUGAAAGGAAAAAUAAUUUACGGGCGAUCUGAGGUCGGGAAGUGGAAGGGGGUGAGUUUUUAAGGGUAAAAAACGGUGUAUCUCGAUUUCCGGCAAAACUACAAGUCCUAUGGAAAAAAAUUAAAUGACAAAGUUGUAGGUAAUAAAGAGACCUACAACUUUUGUGAUUACACUUUUUUCACAUAACCAUAAGUUUUCGGUUUUUUAUUUUUCUAACGCAAAAAAAAUUUUUUUUUUCUCGAAAUUUGGUGAAAACUUACCUUCUUAUGUCCUAAAGACACUGUAAUUUUUUUGAUUUGAAAUAUCUAUUUUUUCACCUUAUUUUGACUUAAUAUCGAAAAAAACACCCUAAUUUUCAAUCGAAAAUUCUCGCGUUUUUUGUUCGUUGAAAUCUCUUCUUUCUGAUAAUGUAAAAAAUAUAUACAUAACUAUGGUAAAUGUUCUCAGAAAAUGCAAAGAAAAGAAAAAAGUCGAAUCCGAAAUUUUUUUUUAAUCACUAUGUACAAUUUUGAGCUAUUUAGUAAAAUUGACACUUUAAUUACUUGAAAAACGUAAGAUUCUAUGUUACAUUGGCCGCAUUCAGCAGAAGCAACCGAUUAUCAAACGAUAACUUAGCGAUGACUUAUCGAUUAGUGAAUCUCCUGAAUGAACUUUUUAGGCACUUCGACAGGCGACAUAAAAGUGACAUGUACUUCAGAAAAAAGUCAUAAUCUAAAACAUAGGUACAAAAUUUAGAAUAAAACAAAUAAAUUACUCAACUACAUAAUUAUAAAUUAAUGUAUUUGCCUGAUUUUAAUGCAUUGUGCAACACUUCAUUACCAACUACAAUAUAUUUCAUAUUGUUAUAAACAUAUAUCACUUCAAAGUCCUCCAUUUCAGUGAAAAAUUACACAUCCAGUGCAAAAAUGAAUUCAAAAUAAACAUUAAAUAAGGUUAUGAGUUAUGAGCACCACCACAAAAUAUUCACUAGAGUUGGUAUGAGUUCUAAAUCUAAUCACGAUGUGAUAACUAAUCGUAUUUCAAAUUCGAUGUUUUAAAUGGCGGCCGAUAAUUCAUCAUUUGAUUACUAAUCGCUCUUUUAUAUAUCAUUCAGCAGAAAAUCAUAAAUCGAUUGCUUCUGCUGAAUGCGGCCAUUGAUAAACAAAAAAAUUACAAAUCCAUAAAUCAUAAAAAUUGCAAGAAACAUGCGAAAAUAGUUGUUCUAAAUAUUAAAGAUAGGAUUUAAAGGGGAGAUUUCAAUUAAAAAAUGUGAUUGCUGCAAUUUUUUUAGUCAAAAAGUUGAUUUAUUAAAUUCUAAUUACAUUUAUGUCAUAGAAAAUUUCAUAAUAUAUGUAUAGAAAUGUAAAUCGUACUAUUGAAUUUAGAUACUUUAUACUGAUUAUUAUUAUUCAUAAUAAUAUUUUAAAAUGCAUUAAUCUUCUUAUUUAUAAAUCUUAUCUUGAACCCUAAUCACUUAUCCAUUACUUUUUGUCUCUUCGGUGGCAUUUCUUCAUCGUUAGAUUCGACAAACCUUCAUGAUUCUAGUUGAUCUUCGAAAUCUUCAAGACCAUCACUGUCUUCGUAUCCAAUAUUAUUUUUAGUCUGAAUUGGUCCUUCAUCCACAAUUUCAUUUGAAUCACUAACUUCCUCGUAGGUUUUUUCUUCCACAUUGGUGCAUUUUUCAGAAGCAUUACAAUUUGAGCAUAAAUUUGUGCAUUUUAAGCAAUGUUUUCGGCAGCCACAUUUUAAACUGUUACAUCCAGUUUCACAGCUGCAGCAAAUAGUUUUGAGCAAUAUUUCCGGAAUUAACUCCUUCUCAAUUAAAAUUUCUCACCAAGUAGAAAUGCCGUAUAUGUUUCCGAAAUAUUAAAAAUCCAACAUAAUUAGCCGCAUCUGAAUACUUUUACCGACUAAGGAAAUAACUUUAAACCUCAUUUUCACCGCUUGACGCUCUCAGUAGAUACGGCAUCUGUUUUUAGGACGGCAGUAUAAUACCCGCCGCUACUUCAGCGCAACUUGUAUGAACAUGAUUCUAUGCAAGUCGGCACGGAUUAUCGUACUCCAAAUUAAGUAAAAAUUUAUUUCCGAGUGUUUAAGAGCAAAUGAACAAAAGUAAGACCUAUGCGUUAGAAUGUGAAAUAAAAAAAUAAGGGACACCCUACUGUAUAUGUUUGUCACCACAUAGUAAGUACGAUUCAUUUACUUUCCAAAAUAUAUAUAAUUUUCCGAUCACUAUUUAUUUUACUUAUUUUAUAUAGGAUCUCUAUUACAGUACUCUAUCUUACUUAAUAGUUAGAUCUUUAUAAUUUACAGCUUUUUAAAUUCAGUUUUCUACUUCUUUAUGUGCCAAUCGGUUCUCUUUUUACUUCGAACCCAUUUAAUUGUUAAUCUGUUAUCUUUCAUCCACUUGUGAUUUUUGAUAUAUUUUUAAUCUUUAUCUAUCAUAUCUAUAAUCGUAUUUAUUUCUAAUCCAUAAGUGAGCUUCUUCCAUAAAAUUGAAUAUACUUUUGUUAUCCUUACUUUGUUUUUAAUAUCUUUUUCUUCUUAUCAUCAAAGAAAACACCAAAUUAUCUAUGUAUAACGUUGUCAUCUUAUAGUUCCACCUGGUGUCACGAUGUUUUGGUAAUUCUGUCUCACUGCCAUUCAUUUUUCUCUGUGUAUGUUAUCUCCAAACGUAUAUACUCUUCCACAAGUUGUUUCACCUGGUGAAAUUCACAUUCUGUUCUGUAGACAGCACGACCUCAGAAUAGAGAACAAUACAGAACAGAAAUAUAGGGCUAGUUCCACCAUAGAGAUACUCUGAGAAAAAGUAACUAUUCACAGUACACCACAGAGCUAGUUAUACUGUGAAUAGUUACGUUUUCUCAGAUUAUCCCUGUGGUGGAACUAGCCCUGUUUCUUUUCUGUAUUGUUCUCUAUUCUGUAACACGACCUUGUGUAUUGCAGUAUUUUCUUGUCCAUGGUCCAAGAUUUUUGUUAAGAUAAAGUGAUAUGAGACGUUCAAUUAUAUUUGGACAUGAAAGAAUUAAAGAAAGAAAUUGGUUUAACCACGCCCUUUUGCUGGCAAUAAUGGGUUAUUACAUGUAUAUUGGGAUCUGCCCGACGGUGAUGUAUAUUCUGUUUCUCUCUAUUCAAUAGGAAUGUGUUUCUAUACCGUUCUUCUGGAAUUUCAUCGUUCAGCGUGCAUGGAUGAGGCUUAGUAGGUACAAGAACUAUCUGUAAUACAAUAUUCAAAUCAGUGUUAUCUCAAAAGUCAUUAGACUAAUUUACAAUAGUCUAUUUAAUAUUUUAAUUUUUUCUUUAUAGAACUUUUAUCAAUAUGUAGAACAAGUAAAACUUGACAUCUCUAAGGAUGUUUUUUCUACGAAACAUCCGGUAUAUCAUUACUUACACUUGAGUAAAGUUCACAUUAUAAUAAUAACAAAUGUGCCUAUUGUCUACUGUGCCUAAACAGCGAAAAUUGGUUAUGAAAAAUGUGAUGACGAAUAUUUUUAUACAUUAUUUUUUUACACUUGUUAAUGUUACAUAUAUACAUACAAUAUUUAUGUCUAACUUUAUACAUUUUUAUUAGCGUAAUCUCUAAUAAACAUUUAAUUGAAGUUCAAAAUGCAAUAAUGACGUAGUAAAAUUUUUUGAAACGUGGAAAUUUUUAACGUUUAAUCAGAUGUUUAUUAGAUUAACUUAGUACUUAAGUAAUUAAAGUCAUAUAGUUAGGGAUUUUCUAUUACUAAAUUAUUAUUGUAUUGUAAUAUAAUUGUAAAAUUUGAUUUGCACAGAGAGCUUAACUGCCAAAUUUCGAAUAUAUAUGUUAAUAAGAAACUUAUAGAUAAUAUUUUAUGUUAGUACCUAUAACAUUAUUUGAAACUUAUUUUAUUAAUGAUGAC
Molecule: messenger RNA, 9598 nt
Organism: Psylliodes chrysocephalus
Lineage: Eukaryota; Metazoa; Arthropoda; Insecta; Coleoptera; Chrysomelidae
Source: the annotation of a GenBank genome assembly